AAAUCAAGUUGUCAAAUUUGGUUUCGGUUUUCUGCGGCAGGAUUUUUGAUAAAAGAAAAUUAGACUAAGAUGGGACGCCGCAAAUCAAAAAGAAAGCCUCCAGCAAAACGAAAGGCAAUAGAACCAUUAGAUCAACAAUUCAACUGCCCUUUUUGUAAUCAUGAAAAGUCGUGUGAAGUCAAAAUGGAUCGAGCGAGAAAUACAGCUAGAAUACAAUGUCGAGUAUGUUUAGAAGAUUUUCAAACUACUACAAAUGUCCUGUCGGAACCAAUUGAUGUGUAUAAUGACUGGGUUGAUGCUUGUGAAAGCGCUAAUUAACUUUUAAUUAUUUGAAUUAGCUAAAAAUUAUUGAUAAGUUUCAAAAUAUCAUAAUGUUUUCGCUUAUAUGUAAUAAAUAUUCUUUGCACUGUGUAACAAGUCAGUGAUACAAACCUUGUAAAUAAUAUUU
Chilo suppressalis (striped riceborer) is the source of this 448-nucleotide messenger RNA. The record is from the annotation of a GenBank genome assembly. Lineage: Eukaryota; Metazoa; Arthropoda; Insecta; Lepidoptera; Crambidae.